Drosophila guanche is the source of this 3686-nucleotide messenger RNA. RefSeq names its product titin. NCBI's taxonomy places the organism in Eukaryota, Metazoa, Arthropoda, Insecta, Diptera, Drosophilidae. The record is from RefSeq and is a predicted model, not a curated record. Gene Ontology annotation, molecular function: calcium ion binding. Bases 589 to 3510 code for a protein of 973 amino acids. The transcript has 3 exons. Gene Ontology annotation, biological process: negative regulation of protein sumoylation.
CUUGUUAAGAGUGUGACCGAUGCUCGCACUUGACCGUGAAACAUUCGACGAAGCAACGAACGACAAAAGGCAACAAAAACCAAAACAAUGUGAACGAAAAUGAAAGCGAAACGUGGAGUCGAAUUGAUUGUGGAGUUCCAUUUAGUUCCGCACUGGGCAAUCAUCGUAUCAUAUCGUGUGCCCAAGCAGCUGAACCGGCUUCCAGCUGAUGCUGAGGUGGAGUCCAAGACGAGACGCAGAGGCUGUAACGGCGGAGGGAGGCACUUGAGGGCUGGGGCUUGAGUGGCGCAUGUUAAAGCUUGGGCUUGCAAAUCCCAAGCUCUCCUCUGGCGGGGAGCUCUGUGGCUUUUGUUACCGUUUUGCUGGUAUCGGUGCUGUCAUUUGGAUUCGGAUUCCGAUUGGGUUUCCGUUUGCUGUUUGCUGGCAAACAAAGUGCCGGUCAUUGUUUGGAUUUGUGCUGGCGCCGCGACGCUCUGCGCCGCACGGCAAACAUUAGAGCGUAUAAAUAUGCCGACAAAUUGCGACUAUUAAUCAUUCGACCCAUAGAUUCCACCGACAAAACAAUUAGCUUGGAGAUCUAUACCCAAAAUGAAACUUUUCAUAGCGUGCAUCUUCAUUGCCGCAGCGACGGCUGCAGUGAUUCCUGUCGAACAAGCCAGGCACCGUCGCGACGUCUCCGAGAUCGUGAACGAGUACGUCCCGCCAGCAGAGGAAGUUGCCCUCGAUGCCCCCCUCGGGGACAUCGCCCACGACUCAGCUCUCGUGGGAGAAGAUGGAUACCGCUACAAGACCGUCCGACGACUAAAACUGCGUCAUCGUCGUGAUGUGUCCGAGAUUGCCAACGAUUACCUGCCCCCAUCUGAAGAAGUUGUCACCGAGGCCCCUCUGGAGGAAGCUCCCGUCGAGGAAGCAAGCCAGGAUUCUGCUGUUCUUGCCGCCGAUGGAUACCAAUACAAGACUGUCCGUCGCCUUAAGUACCGUCAACGUCGUGAUGUCUCUGAGAUCGCCAACGAAUACCUUCCCCCUUCUGAGGAGGUUGCCACCGAGGCCGCCAUUGAGGAAGCUCCCGUCGAAGAGGCCAGCCAGGAUUCUGCUGUUCUUGCCGCCGAUGGAUACCAAUACAAGACUGUCCGUCGCCUUAAGUACCGCCAGCGUCGUGAUGUGUCCGAGAUCGCCAACGAUUACCUGCCCCCUUCCGAGGAGGUUGUUGCUGAUGAGGCUCCCGUUGAGGAAGUUCCCGUAGAAGAGGCCAGCCAGGACUCUGCUGUUCUCGCCGAUGAUGGAUACCAAUACAAGACUGUGCGCCGCCUCAAGUACCGUCAGCGUCGUGAUGUGUCCGAGAUCGCCAACGAAUACCUUCCCCCUUCUGAGGAGGUUGUCACAGAGGCCGCCAUUGAGGAAGCUCCCGUCGAGGAAGCCAGCCAGGAUUCUGCUGUUCUCGCUGCCGAUGGAUACCAAUACAAGACUGUGCGUCGCCUGAAGUACCGCCAGCGUCGUGAUGUGUCCGAGAUCGCCAACGAUUACCUGCCCCCUUCCGAGGAGGUUGCUGCUGAGGCACCCGUUGAGGAAGUUCCCGUAGAAGAGGCCAGCCAGGACUCUGCUGUUCUCGCCGAUGAUGGAUACCAGUACAAGACUGUGCGCCGCCUCAAGUACCGUCAGCGUCGUGAUGUGUCCGAGAUCGCCAACGAUUACCUGCCCCCUCCGGAGGGCGUUGCCACCGAGGCCGCCAUUGAGGAAGCUCCCGUCGAAGAGGCCAGCCAGGAUUCUGCUGUUCUUGCCGCCGAUGGAUACCAAUACAAGACUGUCCGUCGCCUUAAGUACCGCCAGCGUCGUGAUGUGUCCGAGAUCGCCAACGAUUACCUGCCCCCUUCCGAGGAGGUUGCCACCGAGGCCGCCAUUGAGGAAGCUCCCGUCGAAGAGGCCAGCCAGGAUUCUGCUGUUCUUGCCGCCGAUGGAUACCAAUACAAGACUGUCCGUCGCCUUAAGUACCGCCAGCGUCGUGAUGUGUCCGAGAUCGCCAACGAUUACCUGCCCCCUUCCGAGGAGGUUGCUGCUGAGGCACCCGUUGAGGAAGUUCCCGUAGAAGAGGCCAGCCAGGACUCUGCUGUUCUCGCCGAUGAUGGAUACCAAUACAAGACUGUGCGCCGCCUCAAGUACCGUCAGCGUCGUGAUGUGUCCGAGAUCGCCAACGAAUACCUUCCCCCUUCUGAGGAGGUUGUCACAGAGGCCGCCAUUGAGGAAGCUCCCGUCGAGGAAGCCAGCCAGGAUUCUGCUGUUCUCGCUGCCGAUGGAUACCAAUACAAGACUGUGCGUCGCCUGAAGUACCGCCAGCGUCGUGAUGUGUCCGAGAUCGCCAACGAUUACCUGCCCCCUUCCGAGGAGGUUGUUGCUGAUGAGGCUCCCGUUGAGGAAGUUCCCGUAGAAGAGGCCAGCCAGGACUCUGCUGUUCUCGCCGAUGAUGGAUACCAGUACAAGACUGUGCGCCGCCUCAAGUACCGUCAGCGUCGUGAUGUCUCUGAGAUCGCCAACGAUUACCUGCCCCCUUCCGAGGAGGUUGCCACCGAGGCCGCCAUUGAGGAAGCUCCCGUCGAAGAGGCCAGCCAGGAUUCUGCUGUUCUUGCCGCCGAUGGAUACCAAUACAAGACUGUCCGCCGCCUGAAGUACCGUCAACGUCGUGAUGUGUCCGAGAUCGCCAACGAUUACCUGCCCCCAUCCGAGGAGGUUGUCACCGAGGCCGCCAUUGAGGAAGCUCCCGUCGAAGAGGCCAGCCAGGAUUCUGCUGUUCUUGCCGCCGAUGGAUACCAAUACAAGACUGUCCGUCGCCUUAAGUACCGCCAGCGUCGUGAUGUGUCCGAGAUCGCCAACGAUUACCUGCCCCCUUCCGAGGAGGUUGCUGCUGAGGCACCCGUUGAGGAAGUUCCCGUAGAAGAGGCCAGCCAGGAUUCUGCUGUUCUUGCCGCCGAUGGAUACCAAUACAAGACUGUCCGUCGCCUUAAGUACCGCCAGCGUCGUGAUGUGUCCGAGAUCGCCAACGAUUACCUGCCCCCUUCCGAGGAGGUUGCUGCUGAGGCACCCGUUGAGGAAGUUCCCGUAGAAGAGGCCAGCCAGGACUCUGCUGUUCUCGCCGAUGAUGGAUACCAGUACAAGACUGUGCGCCGCCUCAAGUACCGUCAGCGUCGUGAUGUCUCUGAGAUCGCCAACGAUUACCUGCCCCCUUCUGAGGAGGUUGUCACCGAGGCCCCCGUUGAGGCUGUUCCUGUUGAGGAAUCCAGCCAGGAUUCCGCUGUUCUCGCUGCCGAUGGAUACCAAUACAAGACUGUGCGUCGCCUGAAGUACCGCCAGCGUCGUGAUGUCUCUGAGAUUUCGAACGACUACCUGCCCGCAGCUGAGGAGGUUGUCGAUGAGGCUCCCGUUGAGGAGGUUGCCCAGGACUCUGCUGUUCUCGGCGAUGCUGGCUACCAGUACAAGACUGUGCGACGCCUGAAGCUGCGCCACCGUCGUGCCCUGUAAGCUCCUUUAAGAAAUGUACCUGCGGCUCGUUCACGACUCGAAUCAUUCACCCAUUGUCCCCCUCCGCCCCACCAAGAACCACCCACUAUUAGGCUUUAAGUCAGAAGGACUUCUGUUUGCUAUUGUUUAACGAUUGAAAUCAACGAAAUAAAUCCAACGAAAAUUGUUAUAAUAUA